GUCUUCAACCCAAGAUUUGCUUCCUCUACUAAAUAGCUAGGUGGUCUUCCCCUGCUUCUGCAAUUUUGCCCAGAUGGGUUUGAGAAAAAAUUUCUACUCUGUUCUGUUUCUCUGCUUCUGUCUUAAUACCCAUCUCUCCAUUGGAGCUGCAAGCCUCUCUGUUGGUGAAUCCAUUUCUGGAGAUCAGACCAUAGUCUCUGAAGGAACUGGGAAUUUUGAAUUGGGUUUCUUCAAGCCAAGUAGCAACUCUAAGAACUACUACAUCGGCAUCUGGUACAGAAAGAUUUCGGCCCAAACCUUCGUUUGGACGGCAAAUAGAGAUAAACCAGUCUCUGAUAAGUAUUCCUCACAACUGAAGCUGUUAGAUGAUGGGAACUUAGUCAUCAUCGAUUCUUCAAAAACCAUUAUUUGGACGACCAAUUUGACCUCCACAUCCUCGAAUUCAACCCAGGUAGCACUUCUUGAUUCUGGAAAUCUUGUUUUGAGAAAUGUUUCGAAUUCAUCUAAUUUGAUUUGGGAGAGCUUUGAUCAUCCAACGGACACUUGGUUGCCCGGUGGAAGGAUUAGGCUGGACAAAGUUACUAAUCAAUCAGAGCGCCUUAUUUCAUGGAAGAGUACAGAGGAUCCAGCUCCGGGGCUCUUCUCUCUGGAGCUAGACCCUGCUGGAACCAGUCAGUAUUUUAUAAUGUGGAAUGAUUCUGUUCAGUACUGGACGAGUGGGACUUGGAAUGGUCAGAUUUUCAGCUUAGUUCCUGAAAUGAGAAGUAACUAUAUCUAUAAUUUCACCUAUGUUUCGAAUCAAUACGAGAACUAUUUCACUUAUGAUGUGUAUAAUUCCACCAUUAUCUCUAGAUUUGUUAUGAAUAAGGGGGGUCAGAUCAAUCAACUUACUUGGGUGGAAGGUGUGGGUUGGAAUUUGUUUUGGGCUCAACCGAGAGUACAAUGCCAGGUUUAUGAUCUCUGCGGGGCUUUCGGUUCCUGCAAUCAGCAAUCUUCAACUCCCUGUGGGUGUUUACAAGGUUUCAGUCCACGUAACGCAACAGACUACUUGAGUUUGAGUGAUUGGUCUGGUGGGUGUGUGAGGACUACCCAAUUGCAGUGUAUGAAUAAUGCUUCUAUAAAUGGCGCGAAAGAUGGUUUCAAAAUGAUGUCUGAUAUGCUGUUGCCCAUAAAUCCGAAAUCUGUGGGAGUUGGGAGUGGCCAAGCCUGUGAAUUGGCUUGCUUGAAUAACUGUUCUUGUAAUGCUUAUGCGUAUGAUGGUGGCUGCUCCGUGUGGGAAGGAGAUCUCUUGAAUCUGCAACAGCUAUCAGCCGGUGACACUAGUGGACGAGUCCUAUAUCUCAAACUUCCCCCCUCUGAACUCACGAAUUCUACUUCUGCAGGUAGCAGCAAGAAGGGAUUUCCUCCUGGUGCUAUUGCCGGCACUGUUUCAGGGGUUGCAGUAGCCCUCUUGGGUCUGCUGGUGGUGGUAAUAUUGGAAAGACGGAGGAGGAAAUUAGCUGGACCUUCGACGGCAGUUGAGGGUUAUAUGGUUGCAUUUUCAUACAAAGAUUUGCAGAAUGCAACCAAGAACUUCUCUGAAAAGCUGGGGGAAGGAGGAUUUGGUUCUGUUUUCAAAGGGACGUUGCCUGAUUCUACUGUUGUAGCUGUGAAGAAGCUUGAAGCCUACAACCAAGGAGAGAAGCAGUUCCGAACUGAAGUAAGUACAAUUGGGACGGUUCAACAUGUUAAUCUUGUUCGCCUCCGAGGUUUUUGCUCUGAAGGUACUAAUAGGUUGUUGGUCUAUGAUUUCAUGCCUAAGAGCUCUUUAGAUUCCCAUCUGUUCUGUGAAAAAAAGGACUCUGAGGUUUUAGACUGGAAAAUAAGAUACCAAAUUGCACUUGGGACAGCUAGAGGAUUAGCUUAUCUUCAUGAGAAGUGCAGAGAAUGCAUCAUUCACUGCGACAUCAAACCUGAGAACAUUCUUUUAAAUGCACAAUUCUGUCCCAAGGUGGCUGACUUUGGCCUAGCGAAGCUUGUUGGUCGAGAAUUCAGUCGGGUUUUGACAACUAUGAGAGGGACCAGAGGAUACCUCGCACCAGAGUGGCUUUCGGGUGUGGCCAUCACAGCCAAGGCUGAUGUUUACAGCUAUGGUAUGAUGCUCUUCGAGAUUAUAUCUGGUAGGAGAAACUCAGAAGGAUAUGAUGGUAAGAAUGUGAUUGGGUUCUUUCCUACUUGGGCAGCAAGCAAAAUCAAUGAACAUGGAGAAAUCCUCAGCAUUUUGGAUGACAGGUUAGAAGGAAAUGCUGAUGUUGAAGAACUCAUCAGGGCUUGUAAAGUUGCUUCUUGGUGCAUUCAAGACGAAGAAGUUCAUAGACCAUCAAUGGGUCUGGUAGUUCAGAUACUUGAGGGGAUAGUGGAGGUACGUUCACCUCCAAUUCCUAGAACUCUGCAAGCUCUUGCGCGGAGCCAUGAGAGCAUAGUUUUCUUCUGUGAGCCUUCCUCAAACCAAAGUACGAAAACACAAAGUACCACAUCAGGUAGAUUGUCCCAGGCUGGAAGUACUACAGCAUCCACAAAUUCCAACACAUCAAGUCACUAAAAUUGGGAGGAGUUCUUAAGCAGUUCACCCACAGUUCAGGAAAUAACAAAAUACUUCUGAAGUUUUACUUCAAAGCUUUGAAUAGUUUCUUGUGUUUCUGUUUGCAAUGUCUCUGUGAUCUGUAAACCUCUUUUCUGUUUCUUAAUUUUCAGUUAUGUUAUUGGCUACAGUUCAGAAAUUCAUGCUAGUAUAAAAAUUAACAAUUAAGCA
This is a messenger RNA of Macadamia integrifolia, 2791 nucleotides long. Its product is annotated as G-type lectin S-receptor-like serine/threonine-protein kinase At2g19130. The coding region runs from base 74 to 2581 and encodes 835 amino acids. The record is from RefSeq and is a predicted model, not a curated record. Lineage: Eukaryota; Viridiplantae; Streptophyta; Magnoliopsida; Proteales; Proteaceae. The transcript has a single exon. Gene Ontology annotation, molecular function: protein serine/threonine kinase activity; ATP binding. Gene Ontology annotation, biological process: protein phosphorylation; recognition of pollen.